Messenger RNA from Elephantulus edwardii (Cape elephant shrew), 1581 nucleotides. Its product is annotated as L-amino-acid oxidase-like. The record is from RefSeq and is a predicted model, not a curated record. The coding region runs from base 1 to 1581 and encodes 526 amino acids. Gene Ontology annotation, molecular function: polyamine oxidase activity; L-amino-acid oxidase activity. NCBI's taxonomy places the organism in Eukaryota, Metazoa, Chordata, Mammalia, Macroscelidea, Macroscelididae. Gene Ontology annotation, biological process: amino acid catabolic process. The transcript has 7 exons.
AUGGCUCAAGAAGAGGAUGGAAUGUUGAUCUUGGGGUUUCUGCUGGUCAUCCCCAGUUGCCUUGGCCACUUUGAGGACCUUGUCAAGUGCUUCCAGGAUCCCAAGUAUGAGUCCAUCCUCCUCACAGCCCAGAAUGGGCUCCAUACUUCCCCACUGCCCAAGCGUGUGGUGGUUGUGGGAGCUGGAAUGUCAGGUCUGGUAGCUGCUAAGACCCUGCAGGAUGCUGGCCACCAGGUAACCGUUCUGGAAGCCAGUGACCACAUUGGAGGGCGAGUGUUCACAUACAGGAAUGAGAAGGAGGGAUGGUACUAUGAACUGGGUCCCAUGAGAAUUCCAAAAUCCCACAAGCUGAUCCACACUUAUAUCAAUAAGCUGAAGCUGAAGUUGAACAAGUUCAUUCAGUAUGAUCCCAACACCUGGUACCUCAUCAAUGGACGACGCUACCGCACCUGGGAAAUCAAGGCCAAUCCAGAGCUCCUGGGCUACUCUGUGAACCCCACGGAGAAGGGCAAGAGUGCCAACAAGCUCUUCCAUGAAACCAUUGACAAGCUCAAGGAAAAUCUAAAAACUUUCAACUGUACUCAACUGAUGUCCUUGUAUGAUUCUUACUCUACCAAGGCUUACCUGGUGAAAGAAGGAUUGCUGAGCCCUGGAGCAGUAGACAUGAUUGGGGAUGUGAUGAAUGAAGAUGCUGGCUACUAUAAGUCCCUCCUUGAAUCACUGAGGAUUGAAAUAAUUUUCUCCAAUAAUGAUGGCUUUACUGAGAUCACUGGUGGCUUUGACCAGCUUCCCAAAGGCCUUGGUGCCAGCCUGGAACCUGGCACCAUCCAUCUGAGGUCCAAGGUGGAGAUGGUCGUGAGAGAUGGGCCUGAGGUCAGGAUUUCCUAUCGCGUGGGUGGACCUGACUCCACCUUGCGCACCAUUGUCGCAGACUAUGUCAUCAUCUCAUCCUCCGCCAAGGCCACUCGCCUCAUCACCUUUAACCCACCCCUCUCUUCCCGCAAAAUGGAUGCUCUCCGCAGCCUGCAUUACACUAGCUCCACGAAGGUGAUCCUGGCCUGUAAUGAGUCCUUCUGGGAGCGAGAUGGCAUCCGGGGAGGAGUCUCCAUCACCGACCAUCCCUCGCGCUACAUCUAUUACCCCAGUCACAGUAUGCCCAACGGCAAGGGCGUCCUGUUGGCCUCCUACACCGUGGCCGAUGAUUCCAUGUUCUUCGUAGCCAUGCCUCAAGACCAAGUGGUGAACAUCGUGCUGGAUGACUUGUCAGCUGUGCACCAGAUCCCCAAGGAGAAGCUACAGCGCAUGUGCCCCACCUCUGUGGUCAAGCACUGGUCUCUUGACCCCUUCACCAUGGGUGCCUUCGCCGAGUUCACACCCUACCAGUUUGUGGACUUUUCACAACAGCUCUUCCAGCCAGAGGGCCCCAUCCACUUUGCUGGUGAGCACACAUGCCUGCCCCAUGCCUGGAUAGACACUGCCAUCAAGUCUGGACUCCGGGCUGCCCAGGAUAUUCAGGCUGCAGUGGACAAGGAGGCUGCGGUGGGACAGAGGCCUCUGCAGAAGACUUCCCUCAACGUCUAA